Molecule: messenger RNA, 4942 nt
Organism: Dinoponera quadriceps
Lineage: Eukaryota; Metazoa; Arthropoda; Insecta; Hymenoptera; Formicidae
Product: putative fatty acyl-CoA reductase CG5065
Exons: 9
Coding region: 231-1856 (541 amino acids)
Biological process (GO): long-chain fatty-acyl-CoA metabolic process
Cellular component (GO): peroxisome
Molecular function (GO): alcohol-forming very long-chain fatty acyl-CoA reductase (NADP+) activity
Source: RefSeq, a predicted model, not a curated record
GUCCACGAGGCAGAAAAGAGGAUCGAUAGAUCCACGCGCGAGGAGAAAGUUAUUACAUAUCUACCUGCCGGUGUUCACAUCUGCCUCCUGCUCGUCUGCCUGCCUGCCUGCCUUAGCAGCCAGAUCACCUAUCUUGCCAGUCUUGGCUGCCUGUCUGCCCGCUAUCGUCGCGGAAUCCUUUGGUCGAUUAUCUCUCGGCACUGUAUAAGGUGAACCGACCCGGAGGAGAAAUGGUGGAGGUGCUGUUGGACCGAGUCGACGGCCAAGAGGUGGCCGUCGCCGCCGAGUCGGACUGCAUACCGGAAUCGCCGACCGAGUGCUCGCUGAGGGACUCGCCGGCCGACGAGAAGCUGUCGGCGGUGCAGGAGUUCUACAAUGGCCAAAGCGUCUUCAUCACCGGCGGUACCGGCUUCAUGGGCAAGCUGAUGAUCGAGAAGCUGCUGAGGACCUGCUCCGGCAUCGCGUCCAUCUACCUCCUGGUGCGCCCGAAGAAGGGCAAGGACGUGCACCAGCGCACCGAGGAGAUCUUCGACGACCCGCUGUUUUUAAAGCUGAAGGACGAGCAGCCGAAGUUCCGACAUCAGAUCGUCGCGAUCCCGGGUGACUGUAGUCAACCGAAUCUCGGUAUAUCCUCGCAGGAUCGGGACAUCCUCAUCCGGGAGAUCUCGAUCGUCUUCCACGUGGCGGCCACGGUCAGAUUCGACGAGAAACUGAAACUAGCGAUGGCCAUUAACGUGAGGAGCGCCAGGGACAUUUUGUGUCUCUGCAAGGAGAUCACGAAUUUGAAGUCGUUCGUGCACGUGUCGACCGCAUACGCGAACUGCCCGCAAAGCGUGAUCGAGGAGAAGUUUUACGAUCCGCCGAUCGACUCGGACAAGUUGAUCGCGGUGAUGGAAUGCAUGGAGGACAAGUUGGUCGAAGACAUCACCCCGCAAUUAUUAGGGAAAUGGCCGAACACCUACGCCUACACGAAAGCCAUAGCCGAGCAUGCGAUCAAGAAGCACGCCGACGACUUGCCGGUCGGCAUUUUUCGUCCUGCUAUCGUAAUCUCCACGUACCGGGAACCGGUUCGGGGUUGGAUCGACAACAUGUACGGGCCGACGGGGGUGGCCGCCGGCGCCGGUACCGGAUUGCUGCGGUCGAUCCAUUGCGACGGCUCGGUGCACGCAAAUGUCGUGCCCGCCGAUUUAACGGUGAACGCGUUAAUCUUGUCUGCGUGGGACACGGCGAACGUUCACAGGCAGAACAACAAGACGAGCGGUGAAGUUCCGAUAUACAAUUACGUGUCGAGCGACAACCCGAUCACUUACGAUCAGCUGAAGGAGCUGUCAGCUAAGUACGGUCUUGAUAUCCCCUCCAACCGGGCGAUCUGGUAUUACAGUUUCCGGAACAACAAAUACAGAAUAAUCCAUCUGUUCUUCGUGUACUUCAUGCAUCUGCUGCCAGCUCUGUUGGUCGACACCGCUACCUUUUGCAUGGGCAGACAACCCAGGUUACUCAAGGUUUACAAGAAGAUACACAAGUUUAUGGACGUGCUCAAAUAUUUCUGCACGCAAGAGUGGACGUUCACGAAUGACCGGCUGCGCGCGAUGAUAGGCAAGCUCUCGCCCAAGGAUCGCGAUAAGUUCUACUGCGACAUACAGGACGUCGACUGGAACUUGUACUUCGAGACGUACAUCCAGGGGAUCCGCGUGUACCUGAUCAAGGAUCCCUUGGACACGCUGCCGCAGGCGCGCGCCAAGUGGCAAAGAUUAUUCUGGACCCAUCAGGUGCUAAAAGUCAUAGUGGCCUGCCUCGUGAUCAAGUUGUCGUGGGCGGCCGUGUCGCCGUUCUUCGUGUACUUGAAUUACGUGUGACAGGAACGGGCGGGGGGAAAGGAGUAAGGUAGAUAGGGUCCGGGAUCGAGCACGUCGUCCUGGGCAACGCGAGAAUAAUCGGUGGAGGAUAAUCUUCUUCGAGUUGUACGGGGAUGAGCAGAGGCGAGCGUGGAUUCUCGAUGGAGUCGGACAACGCGGGAACCGCGGCGACGAGGGAAGAACGGUAGAGCGAAUUCUAGACGGGUCUCAGCCGUCUCUCGUAACUUUGCGCCUGUAGGAUUUAGCCGGAUGCUUUGUGCACGUGGCACCUGAAGAUAUUACACGCUUCCGUUUUCUUUUUUUUUUCAAUUAUACACCGAACGGACAGGAUGCGAAAUGUGACGUGUGAACAGUAUCUGAGCGACAACAGCAACGCGCGGCAAUUCGAUCGCAUUGUUCUUAGCUCCGAGUUCAGUUCUCGCGAGUGAACUGUGAGUGAGAACCACACGUUACCUUAUUUCCAAAGUAGAUAUCGUAAGACUUUUUUGAGAGACGAGGGUUAGAGAGAGAGAGAGAGAGAAAGAAACGGAGAAAGCAAAAAUAAAAAGAAAAGAGUUUGAUUAGCUGUGCAUAUGUGAAAUGUCGUCGGUAUUGUGCUGCAAUUUAGUGCAUAAGUUAGUCGCAGGAUCAACAGAGCGUUUACGUUUCAUAACGGUUGCUUUUGGGUCGAUCCGAGAUUUCGCGCUCUCGCGAGGAAUGCGUUUCUCUUACCCUGGAUUAUCCAACACCAAAAGAGAGGAAAAAAGAUGCGGAAGGUGGAAGCCGAUAGAAACGUGCGAGAAGCAAAAAAGCCGCGGGAACGGGCUCUCGAGAUGCGGAAAGUGAAGCGAGGAGCAAUCGUGGAUUGAAUCGGAACAUCGGAGAUCAAACAGCUCGAGACUCCGAGAGUGCGAAAUGUGGGGAUGACGAGAGGGAAAACGAGAAAAAGGAAGUACUCCACCGUUCCCCGGUUUGCUCGAAUCUUACCUCGGCGCGAAAUCGGCACGAGGAGGCACACGCGUGUGACAUUGAAUCUUCAACCCAUAGACGAGCCAUAUCGAUCUCAAUCCUCGAAGAAGACAUCGAGAGAUCGCGGAGUAAAAGCGACCGGGUGAUCCGAGAGAGUUCUCGGAACAGGUUACACCGCGAGUGAGGCGAGAAAGUGAGUGCCGAUGAACGAGCUAUUAAUUUACGCAACCCGCGAUCAUGUUUGCCUGUCGUUACCGAACUUAUUUUACGAAUCAGCAUUUCGCGUGCGCGCGACGACUGGUUCGCGGGGAAGGAAGCGCUUUAAAGCGCGCGUUAUCCCGCGAGUAAAAAGGCAGAGAGAGAGAGAGAGAGAAAGGAACAACGAAGAACAAACGAGAGAGAGAAAAAGAGAGGGUAUUCUUAAUUUAUAUUUAAUAAUCGCAUCUUGUACUUUUUACCGUUAGCUGUUAAGCACACAUACGUAACGCGAGCGAAAAAAGCCAAAGGGCUCUCAAAUACUGAGAGAAAGCACAUAUCUUGACGGUUGACGGUUGCACACACACAUACAUACAUACGUAUAUAUCAAGUGUGUGACACACGUGACAUGUACGUAACACACACCCACACACACACAAACACACAUACACACAGAACUAAACAGAGUACGUCAUAGCCUCUUAUAUGACGAUGUACGGGUAUAUGUACGGUGAUGCGUGAUGAAUCGAAAUGCAAUGAUUAUGUGUAAGCAUUUAUUCGCUCGCCGCGGACGAACGUUGACGGACCGGUUAGACGUAGAUUUUUCGGAGAACCGUAGACUCGCGUCGGUAUUUCUCCCUUUUAUAUAUAUUUGUAUUAUAAAUAAGUCAUGUAUGUUGUAAUUAAAAAAAAAAGUAUCGCGAUGGGAGAUUUAAUAUUGCCAGAAGACUUCGUGUCGAUUCGACAGUGAAAAAAGUGGCGCCGGACAGGAGAGUGGGAAUAUAAGGUGAACCGAAAAUUCGCUGCGGUCAAGGUAUUCAUUAUCCCCCGACCUUGUUUGCCAUCGCAAAAGUGCACACUUCACAAACGUGACAGAGAUGGGGCAAUCUUUUAUUUAUACGCUGGAAUGCACGUGAAGUUACGUAAUUCAGCGUAUACGUAACUCUGUGAGCGAGAAUCGCAACUGGGUGCCCCAUAUAUUCCCGCCUUUCCUAAACUCGCGCACUCUAAAAUUCGCGUUUCGAAAAACGAAAAGCAAAGACCGCAAACGUCGUAAUCGCAUUGUCAUUCGAAACUGAGAAAAAAAAAAAUUAGCGUUGGCCCAUGAGGGGAUCGAACCCGCGACCUUCGCGUUAUUAGCACGACGCUCUAACCAACUGAGCUAAUGGGCCACAUGUUAUCAAACGAUCUGUUAAUUUUCUUUAACCCUUGCGAUCCAGUUAACGAGAAUGUCAAUGGAUGUGACGGUAAACAGAAUAAUUAUCGCUCGCAAGAGCAUCUUUAUCCGCUUACGUUCGACAGAUAUAACGUGACGCAAGAUGCAAAACGAACAGAAUCGUGUCUCUCGCACUUGCCUCAUUGCCGUUCACGCGCGUUUUGCGUCGCGUUGACGUCCUUUUCUCUUUUCUUUUCACCCAAUUUCUGACUUGAAAAGAUAAUCUUGGUAAACACAUAAGCGGAUAAGAGAAUUAUGUGCGGCGAACACGCGAACGGAGGUAUCGUUAUUGUUACAGAUGUACUUUAUCUUUUACAUUUUUGUUACGACAUGUUCAUUUAAGGUUUUGUAAAAUAAAUAUAUUGUUGUGUGUGUAUGUGUGUGUAUGUGUGUAUAUGAGUACGUGUGUGUGUGUGUGUGUGUGUCGCGGGAGUGAUAUUGUAGUCUUAUAUAAAUAAACAACGGAUAAAUCGUGGUUGAGAAAAUGCUAAUGAACAUGUUAACAAGCAAGCACCGCGCAGCCGAGGCUAAGUUUUUAUGUGUGUCACAAAUGCGCUCACAUCAAAGGAAAAUCAUCGAAUAACGCUGACGCGACCGUUCGUCGGUGACAAAAUUUAAGACAUCACGUCGUUGACGCGCGUUAAAUUGUUUUACAUUCGAUCAUAAAUUUAAUUACAUCGAUUAGAUUUAUUAUGAAAUAUGAUUAGAACGUAAUCAACAUGAGAAA